CAGAAGUAAUAUAUCCAUUGACUUCCGUUGUAUUCUGCCUCCAAAUUUGGGCAGAUCUUCAAACACGAUCGAUCCUGCAUACUGUCGAUGCUCAUGUAGGUCGACGGUCGCAGCAUAUCUCUUCUUAACAAUCGUUCAACAAGCAUUACUUUUAUUUGAAGAACGGAGGCAUUUCGAUUCCAUUUCUAUUUGUCUUAUCAUAUCCACCGCGCAAGGUUCUCAAGGCGGCUCUGGCGAGGAUAUUGCUAAAUUAACUACGAAUUCGUCAAUGACUUGUAGAAAAAGAAACUUCUCAGCUUGUUGAGUUUCGAAUCAUCUGUUUGGAGAAUCAUUAAUGAUAAUAUGAGGGACUUGGAAGUAAUGAGACGACUUGUAUUCCUACUGAUCAGUGUUUGGUCAGUUCUUGGCAAUGAGACCAUGACUGAAGCAACGGAUUGUUUGGCGGACCUUGAUAGUAAUAAGCUUGGUGAGCUUUCCUUUAAGGAAGAGACUACGAGCCAGGUGUUCUCCGAUGAGUGCCAUUACCGUGUUCUCCAGUGUGAGAGCUUUAAUUUCUGUAAUAUACAGUGGUUCUUCAAUGGCAUCCCGUACGACUCCUGGAGUUUGGGCAACAACUCCGACACCAAGUAUAAGCUAGAGCACAGCAACCAGACGCUCAUUUUCCUUUCCACAGAUGUCGACGCUGGAGGAACAUACACUUGCGUGGUGUCGAAUGGUGUGAGGAACAUUACUCGAAGUAUCAACAUGAGUAUCGAAAUUAGCAGCUUGGUUUGGAGAGCUAUACCGCUAUCUUGUGGAACACAAAAAAAAUACGGAACCGAUCUUAUUGCAGCAUGUGAUAUCUUUAGAGCUUUCUUGGCAAAGGAAUCUCUAUACCACCACACCAUCAGAAUCAUGUGGCCCAGACUUCUUGACAUGGAGGAGAAGGAGUGUUGGAGUGUAUUGCGGAGGCUUGAACUAGAGGCCUACUCAUCGGUCAUAAGUGCCUUCAGAGCCCAGGGAGAUCUCACCCCAGAAAAGAAAAGUCUGCUGAGAAGUGUUGCUUCGACCCUGAGUAUAUCAACUGAGAGACACAAAGCUGAAGUUCGGAGGGCUGUGAACGAUGAGAAACUAACCACAAUAGCUGAGAGGUAA
Molecule: messenger RNA, 1134 nt
Organism: Strongylocentrotus purpuratus (purple sea urchin)
Lineage: Eukaryota; Metazoa; Echinodermata; Echinoidea; Camarodonta; Strongylocentrotidae
Exons: 5
Coding region: 343-1134 (263 amino acids)
Biological process (GO): regulation of DNA-templated transcription
Cellular component (GO): nucleoplasm
Source: RefSeq, a predicted model, not a curated record